This is a messenger RNA of Nymphaea colorata (pocket water lily), 2357 nucleotides long. Its product is annotated as homeobox-leucine zipper protein HAT22-like. The record is from RefSeq and is a predicted model, not a curated record. Bases 45 to 1001 code for a protein of 318 amino acids. Gene Ontology annotation, molecular function: DNA-binding transcription factor activity, RNA polymerase II-specific; sequence-specific DNA binding. The transcript has 4 exons. NCBI's taxonomy places the organism in Eukaryota, Viridiplantae, Streptophyta, Magnoliopsida, Nymphaeales, Nymphaeaceae. Gene Ontology annotation, biological process: regulation of DNA-templated transcription.
CAUUGAUUGUCUCAUUUCUUCCCCUCCCCCCUUUCAUUAAAUAUAUGCAUAAAACAAGCAUAGCAAUAAUACCAACUUUUGCUUUCUUCAUCUCCCCCUUUGAAACUUCCCAUCAUCUUGUUCUUCUCUCCAUCUAUUCCUCCUCCUCGCCUCUGCUUCACCCGAUCUUGUUUCUGCUCAGAGAAAUGGGUUUCGAAGAUGGGUGCAACACCAGUUUGGCGCUUUCCUUGGGCAACGUCUCCCAUGGAGAGGCAUACAAGCCACUGAACAGACCCUUGGGCGGCGGUGCAAGAUCUGAUCGCCUCUUCCCUUCUGCCAAUCACGAACCGGAUCUCUCCUUGUGCCUUCUGAACACUCCCUCACGAGGUACAUGCUUUUCCUUUGAUGAGGGAAGGUCACAGAAGAGGAAGGAUGACAACAAGAGUUACGAAGAGAGGGAGAACAGCCUUCUAUCGUCGCCUCGUAAUGCUUCCUCUUGCAUAAAGAGAGAAAGGGAGGCUGUCAGUGAAGAUUUAGAAACAGAGAGGGUUUCUUCAAGGGUCAGUGAUGAAGAUGAAGAGGCUAGUGGAAGGAAAAAGCUGAGGUUGACGAAGGAACAAUCUGCCCUGUUGGAGGAAAGCUUCAAGGAACAUAGCACUCUCAAUCCCAAGCAAAAGCAGGCCUUGGCCAAGCAAUUGAAUCUGCGUCCGAGGCAGGUGGAAGUAUGGUUCCAGAAUAGGAGGGCAAGGACCAAGUUGAAGCAGACAGAAGUUGACUGCGAAUUCUUGAAGCGGUGCUGCGAAACUUUAACAGACGAGAACCGGAGGCUGCAGAAGGAACUCCAAGAACUGAAGGCCCUGAAAUUGGCCUCCCCACUGUGCAUGCAGCUGCCGGCAGCAACCCUCACCAUGUGCCCCUCCUGCGAGAGAAUUGCCACCAAGGACACCAGCAAGAACCACUUCACCAUGACCACAAAGACCCCCUUCUACAACCCUUUCACCCAUUCCUCGGCUGCCUGUUAGGGUUUGGAAAACUGAGUCAGGGGAGGACUACCCUUGUCUUUCUUUCCGGUCUUUCGUCUUGUAGGUGGUUGUCUCACGAUUGCACUAGACCAAGUUCCCUCCCCUUUUUUGUAAAUCCUCACUUUUUUCAGGACCAUGUUUUCCUCAUUAAAAUAUAAAUCAAAGAUUGUAGAAAUUCAACAGAUUUUAGUGAUGAGACAUCUUGUGCAUAUCUCAGGCAGUGCAAAACUGCAACACUUCAUGCUACGUUAACUUUUACAGCAAUAUAAUAUUCUUCUAUGUCAAACCAUUCUCAUCUUCUCCUUUUCUUGCCUUCCGUUCACACCUUCUCUUUUGUCAAGUUCUUGAAUAUAUAUAUAUAUAUAUAUGAGAAAGAGAGAGAAUGUGUAAUAAUGAAUGGGUUUACCAUGUGAACAAAGGACGUUUCAAAAGUAGGGAAACAAGAGAGUGGUGGGGGUGGCCCCAUGUGUCUCCCACAUCUCACAUGGUGAUGAGCAGAGAAUAAUGAUGAUGAUUGAUUGAUUUUUUUUUCCCCCCUUUCCUCUCUCUUGUAAGUGAUAUUAUGAUUACGUGAUGGAUGACUCGUUAGAUGGAUGGAUGGUUGGAUAGAUGUUUGGGCGGGUGGGCCUCUCACGUGUUCUUCCUGUCCAUGCUUCGAUCAAAAGGCAGCAGGGAGAAGAAGACUAGUCCAAGAGGCGUGUGAGACAAGAAAAUAUGGGAAUCAUUGCCCUCAAACCCUUGUUUUCAAAGCAAAGAUAAAUGCGGCGACCGCUUCGACUAAUGAGAAAAAGGUUACCUUCAUGAUUCUUUCGUUGGCCGCGAGAUUUAGUUUACAGAGUCAUGCAAAGACCAACUCCCAUCGGCCGGCCGCUCGUCAUUAAUUAAUGUAUUCUCACCUGUACAGGCAUAAAGAAAUUCAGACUAAGAUUUGGUGGGUGGCGGAGGGAAGGAGGAACAGUGAAAGGUUUGGCUGUAUCUAGGCAGCGAAAGAGGAAGAUGGGAGAAGAAAAAAGGGAAAACGCUCGAGAUUGAGGGAGUGAUGCCUGCCUUUUCCAUGGCGUGUGGGGUCGUCUCCACGUGAUGUGGCUGUUGGGCUUAUGCAUUUGAUUCCACAGGAAUGUCAGUGAGAGAAGACUCCAUCAGCUCAGUUUUCAAUCGCUAUACUCUCUCUCUCUCUCGUGCUAAACCCUCCUCAUCCAUUUCUUGCCCGAUGCAUGUGGGCAUCGAGAAAACGAUGACCUUUCAAUUUCAUUAGCAAUUAUGCAACUGUCGUGGAUGUGGAAGUCAUCAAUGUCGUGCAAAAAAUUUUACUGUUCUAUAUAAAGCAAAGGAUAGCAACACAGUGAAUUUCUCUUC